Molecule: messenger RNA, 1324 nt
Organism: Chaetomium fimeti
Lineage: Eukaryota; Fungi; Ascomycota; Sordariomycetes; Sordariales; Chaetomiaceae
Exons: 6
Coding region: 293-1246 (317 amino acids)
Source: RefSeq, a predicted model, not a curated record
GCGAUUUUCUAUUUUUGAAUUCAGGGUUGGAGGGCGUGAGUUGCUUGUUCCGCCGAGGUUCGGUCGAAGCCGCAUGGUCAACCCCCGACCUCCGGGUGCAAACACCGGAGCUCGGCAAAGGACUGGCGUGUCCGUUCGUUCCGCCGAAAUCUCGGUCGAGAAGCCAUGCGCAAAGCAACUUUGGCUCGAGUAUAAGUAACCAUGCAAAACCGUUGGGCUUGGUCAUUUUCUCUCCAUCAACCAUUCGAACACCAACUUUGAACAGGUUCACUUUCACCCAUUUCAAGAGAAAAUGGUCAAGAUCGCUAUCGCCGGUGGUGCUGGCAAUGUUGGCCAAGAGAUCAUCGACGUGCUCGCCGCAACAAAGAAGCAUGAGAUCUUGCUCCUGUCUCGAAAGGAUACUCCCACGGAGAAGCUUGCGCCCGGCGUGACCUGGGUCAAGAUCAACUACGAGAACCCGGACCAGCUGGAUGAAGCCUUACGAGGAGUUCACACGGUUCUCUCGUUCAUCACGGCGCAUAUGGAUCCGGGCGGUGUGGCACAGAAAUGCUUGGUCGACGCGGCCGUUCGGGCCGGUGUGAAACGCUUUGCACCGAGCGAAUGGGCGUCGUCUAAAUUUGACUACAUGCCCUGGAACGAUAGUAAAGGUGUGAUCCGGGAGUACCUCAAGGAGUUAAACAAGGAGAAAAAGGUCCUCGAGUACACUCUCUUCAUGGCCGGGCUGUUCACAAGCUACCUCACCCUCCCGUACAAAACGACCAAGCACGUCCACCCGAUGCAGACCCCGAUCGACUUUGGCAACCGCCGCCUUCUCAUGGUGGAGGGUAGCGACGACGUUUGCAUCACCCUUACCACCGUCACGGACAUGGCCAAUGUUGUGGCUAGAGCCGUCGAGUACGAGGGCGAGUGGCCGGUUGCUGGGGGCAUCAGGGGUGACGAUUUGACCAUAGGCGAGAUCAUCAAGAUGGGCGAAAGAGUUCGCGGUGGAACGUUCAAUGUCGAGAGACUGAAGGCGGAUGACCUCAAAGCUGGGAUGGUGAAGUCGACUUGGAUCCCCACACCCGACCACCCGUCCUUCACCCCCGAGCAGAUAUCGGAGUUUGCAGAGCGUAUGACCGCUGGAGUGGUUCUUGGUAUCUCGGUCGGUGGCUUGAGUGUUUCGGAUGAGUGGAAUCAACUGUUGCCGGACUACAAGUUUACCAAGGCGGAGGAUUUCCUGGCCGAGGCCUGGCGUGAUAAGCCAUGAAGGAUGAUUCUCACCCACGAGGGCGUUGAGACGUCGUGGCUGGACGUCACUGGGCAUGAGGUUGGAUAUUAGUGGCUC